This is a messenger RNA of Nylanderia fulva, 2471 nucleotides long. RefSeq names its product sodium-dependent nutrient amino acid transporter 1. Gene Ontology annotation, molecular function: amino acid:sodium symporter activity; L-amino acid transmembrane transporter activity. NCBI's taxonomy places the organism in Eukaryota, Metazoa, Arthropoda, Insecta, Hymenoptera, Formicidae. Gene Ontology annotation, cellular component: plasma membrane. Gene Ontology annotation, biological process: nitrogen compound transport; amino acid import across plasma membrane; sodium ion transmembrane transport. The record is from RefSeq and is a predicted model, not a curated record.
UAUAUAUAUAUAUAUAUAUAUAUAUAUAUAUGCGGCAACGGGAUGAAUGUUAUUUUAUUACGGGGACUUUUUCGGGGAAAUUCGCGUGGGAGAGAACUCAUCACCUUGACGUCAGGUCCGAUGAAGUAGUGACGUCCUGGCAGUCCUCAUUGUUAGACAGUCCAUCAUCAGCGUCGACGUUCGCAAUACACAGAGCCUUUCGGAAUUUUAGUGUUGAUCUCGCGCGCGUCCCAGUUUCCUGUUGAGACUUGUCGCAACACGAAGGCUGUGUUUCCAAUUCUCUCGCAACCAUUUCUCCUCAUAACGUGACCGUUAUGUACGAAACAAACAACGAAAAGCAACAGGGGAUCGAUAAUGUCGCUUUCCAAAUAGAUGAGCCUCAUAUCGCGAAAAAUGGCAGGAGAACUUAUUAUCCCGGGGACUCGACGAGCAUCCAGAAUGUGCAGGUCGGCGAGUCAAAGGAGGCUCGGGCGACAUGGAACAAUAGCGUGGAAUUUCUUAUGUCGUGUAUCGCCAUGUCAGUCGGUUUCGGCAAUAUCUGGCGAUUCCCAUUCACGGCUUACGAGAACGGUGGCGGCGCCUUUCUCAUACCGUACGUGAUUUUACUCUUUCUCGUGGGAAAGCCAUUCUACUUUCUGGAGAUGAUCAUCGGACAGUUUUCCGGCAAUUCGUCCGUCAAAGUCUGGAGCAUGUCACCAGGUUUUAUUGGAGUCGGAUGGGCGCAGUUCUUCUCGACAAUCGCUUUAGCAACUUACUAUAGUUCAUUGAUGGCGUUGACAUUUUAUUAUCUGAUCGCUUCUUUUUCCGCUGAGUUACCUUGGGCCACUUGUCUGAAGGAAUGGGGCGACACGUGUGUCGAUUCAAGUACAAAAAGAAAUCAUAGUGCGGAAGGAGUAAAUGUCAACAUCCUUGAUAAUUUCUUAAAUGGCAGCAAUAAACUUCAAAGCUCAGCCGAAUUAUAUUUUAGACAAGUAGUUUUACAUGAGAAAGAGAGUAUCGACGACGGGGUCGGAUGGCCGAAUUGGAAGCUGACACUCUGCCUUCUUAUCAGCUGGGUGGCAGUUUGUUCGGUGAUCUUUAAAGGUGUCAGAAGCUCCGGGAGAUUUUCCUAUUUCCUCGCCAUUUUUCCGUACAUUGUGCUAAUCUUGCUGCUGAUUCGCGCGGUCACUUUGGAUGGAGCCAUGACGGGAAUCCUCUACUUCAUCACCCCAAAGUGGUCGAAACUCUUGGAACCGACUGUUUGGUACGCCGCGGUGACGCAAUGCUUCUUCUCGCUUUCCGUGUGCUUCGGCAGCAUCAUUACGUAUUCCUCGCACAACGGGUUCAAGCACAACAUUUAUAGAGAUGUGAUAAUAAUUACUUCUCUGGAUACGAUUACGAGUUUGUUGGCUGGCUGUACAAUAUUCGGGAUUCUCGGCAAUCUGGCGUACGAGUUAGGGGUGGAAGACAUAUCCCAAGUAGUCAGAGGUGGAGCUGGCCUGGCAUUCAUAUCUUAUCCGGACGCAAUAGCAAAGUUUAGUUUUCUACCGCAGCUAUUCGCCAUACUGUUUUUCGUAAUGAUGUUUGUCCUUGGUGUCGGUAGUGCUGUGGGAAUGAUUACGGGAAUCAUUACAGUAGUAAACGAACAGUUUCCAAAACUGAAGACUUGGCAAAUUGUUGUUCCAACUUGUACUCUAGGAUUUUUAAUUGGAACAGUUUAUGUAACACCAGGCGGUCAGUUUAUCUUAACUUUAGUAGAUUAUUACGGUACUUCGUUUGUCGUUUUCAUCUUGGCGUCCUUCGAAAUGACUGGAGUGGUAUGGGUAUAUGGAUUUGAAAACUUCCUGGAGGAUGUAGAAUUUAUGUUGGAUCGAGAACUGAGCGUUUACUGGAGGAUAUGUUGGCUUAUAAUUACGCCAUUGCUAUUAAUAACGAUUUUUAUUUACACGGUAGUCACAUUGUCGCCUCUAACCUACAGCGGAAGAUCAUUUCCGGCAUCUGCGCACGCCGCCGGAUGGACGAUACUUUGCAUAGGUAUUCUCCAGAUUCCGCUGUGGAUGCUGAUCGCGAUGCUGAGGAAUCGAAAUUUACCCCUCUCACAAAUGUUGAAGAGAGCCUUUGCACCUGCAAAUGGAUGGGGUCCACGAGAAGUGCAGCAGUGCAAAGAUUGGAAGAUCUAUAAAGAGGAGAGAGCGAGAGCUCGGGAGAAGCGAAUUCAGCCAAUCUGGAAACAAAUAGCUUGCAUUCUCUUUAACAUGGAACCAAAAUAAUGUGCAAUUUUAUAUGCUAUACUUUAGAAUUGCUUGCAUUUUGAUAGUUUUACCAUUUUUCUGCCGCGGCAGGCUCCAUGGCAGGAAAAAUUGACGAAUGUAUCUAAAAAAAUUAGACCUGUACCUGUAUAUGUGAAAACUGCGUAGAAACUACUUUAUAUCUAUUCGUUAUGUGACUUCAAUCAAAUUUAUACAAUGAUUUUAUUUUAUAUAUAUAUUAUA